UUGUAUUGAAGUCAAACUGUUCUCGAACAAUGUAAUUUUAUGCAACAUUUGAAAACGAUGAAUUAUCGCUUAAAACAAAAACAAUAAUCGUGGUAGUUAAAUUAUGAGUAAAUGGAUUAACACUACGUUACCUGAUUCGAGAUGAAAAUUCUAGAUCAAGGGUUUUUAUACAUUGACCAACUAAUGGACAUAAUUAUGACGGUUAAAAACACAAAAUGGUUAAUUUUUACACAAAUUAUUGUAAUGAGUUAGUUUGACACAAUGAGAAUAUUUUCAUUUAUCUCUUUUUAUAGUGUCAAACAACAAAUUAAUUUCAAAAUAGGUUACGUCCCAUUGUUCACUUAUACGGCUGUCUUUAAAAUUUGACAGAAAAGGGAAAUUCGGAUUUACUGGCAUAUCGGCAUACAAAUAUUCCUUGGUCAUCUACAACUAGGGCCUAUAUUAAAACUGAUGGCCAAGUUGUCAUAUAUACAGUCAAACCUGCUUAACAGACCAGCUGUAUUUAGCAAGAUCUUUUGUUAUAAAACCAUUGAUUUUAGGUCCCUCUAUAGUGCAUUUCAUAUAGAUUGAACCUGUAUUAAAAGACCACCUGUCUUAUGAUACCACUUUCUUGUUCUCCCUUAAGUGGUCUCUUAAAACAUAUUUCACUGUACAUACAAAAUUCUUAUGAGUUACUGAUACUGAAAACAUCAAACAGCCAAACAAACGGUUACAUACUCUUUAGAUUUUUUUUAACGAGCGAAUGAUCUUAAUUUAGAAACCGUAAUAAUUAAAAGACUGUUCAAAGGUGAUAACAAUACAGAACAUGUCGCUGUGAACUUAGAUAGCGUGCAAGUCAGACAAAAGUAUAUAAAAGAAUAUUUUCUACUUUAGCACCCUAAAGAUUAUUUAUAUUUAUCAGACAAAAAUCCUCUGAGACUGGCUUCCAUUUAACUGAUCAAUUGAUGAAAGUAUUUUACAAAUAAAUUUUAUGCCGGGAACGUCAUUGUUUUACUCAUGACGUUAUGCGCGUGAAAAGCGUAAAUUGCUGUUAAAUAAAAAAAAAAAAUAAAAAAAAUAAAAAAAAAAAAACAAUCUGAUUCGAAGGUUACUGUUUGUAAGGACGUGGAUAAAUUCACCGAAAACGUCAGUACGGUGUUCAAAGUGGUAUAUAUUACAUGUAUAUACUUUCCAGCAAAUCAUUUUCUCAAGAUAAACACUAACGCAAAUUUUAAGAAAAGUUAUGAAUUGCAGAACAAAAUGUGCAGCAGAAAUUUAUGUCCUUCAGAAUCAUUAUAAAAAGGCAUUAGAUUGAAAUCUUGUCGGAAAAUCUGCCCAUUAACCAAACAGGAUAGAGAAAUACAUGGGCAAUUUAGAUUUCCUCUUUGCUGUGGAUUGCAACAUAAAGUUAUUUUAACGUGCGGCUUUAUUUUAAACAAAAAAAGUAUGAAUGCAGAAAUGAUGAAUGUUAUCUCAUUAAUCUAACAUCUUUUUGACAUAAAUUCUGCUGCAAAUAUAUCAUCAUUAUUAUUAUUAUUAUUAUUAUUAGUUGUAGUAGUAGUAGUAGUUUUGUUGGGUUUUAGUCACGACACAAUUCAGGUCAUAUGGUGACUUUCGAGCUUUAAUGGUGGAAGAAGACCCAAGAUGCCCCUCCACCUGGGUAGAACCACUGACCUUCCGUAAGCCAGCUGGAUGGCUUCCUCACAGUGCAGUAACUGUUUGCUGCAAUCACAUAGUGUAGUAACUGUUAGUUGCAACCACCCAUUCCAGUAACUUUAUACUGGAAUCACCCAGUGCAGUGACUGUAUACUGGAAUCACCCAGCGCAGUAACUGUUUGCUGAAACCACACAAUGCAGUAACUGUUUGUGAAACCACAAAGUGCCCUACUUGUUUGCUCGAACCGCACAGUGCAGUAACUGUUUGCUCGAACCACACAGUGCAGUAACUGUUUGCUCGAACCACACAGUGCAGUAACUGUUUGCUCGUACCACAGUGCAGAAAUUGUUUCCUGUAGGAGGACUAUUCCACUUUGCAUAUGCUCAGAAAAUACCAGCUCACUGUGCACACACGCAAAUACAAUAAUUGAAAUAGGACUUAACGAAUGCUUAAUAUAAUGCAAAAAUCUCAAAAUAUAUUUCAGCAAUUGUAAGCAUCUCUCGAUCUUGUCAGUGUUAAACCUUACAGGCUUUUAUUAUUGUUUACAUUACACCAGGAUGUUUCGUCAGUCAGUUCUGUAAGCAGGAAACACGUUUUGUUUUCUUAGAUUGGCAUAUACUAUACAAGGUUUGCAUGCCUUUAAGUUUCACUUUUAUUAUCUACACCACUCAGACUCUGGUAAGAAAAUAACAGGUGUAAGCUUUAAAUUUGCUAAUUCAAAGACACAAAACAGAUUCCCCCCCCCCCCCCCCCCCCAUUUUUUCUAUUUUAGGAAUUUGCUACCAAUUGCAAAAUAAUUUUUGAAUUAUUUGAAAUGACUUGUACAUUAUUUUAUGGUAUAAUGGCGUUAAUAUAUUGGUGAAAUUAUCACCAUAACACAAACCGGCAGUAUAACACCUUUAUCAAACGGCUACAUUUAAGACAAAAGUAAUUUGCCGAUCUGAAAGUUUAUGACCUCAGUUUUUCAGUAAAGAUCCAGAUUCAGUUAUCCAAAUCGUAGAUUUGUUAAUGCUGUAAGAUUAAAAAGUCUACAUAUAGUGUUCUAGUUGUUUGUGCAUAUUGUAUGACACUCACCUUGCACAGAUCAUGUUCAUGAAAGAGUUCCGGCACUAGUAGUUUGUAUAAGCUGAUGGCAAUUUUAAACUUUCCAAUAUUUUCGCAAUAACAUUAAAAGGAUACCGAGUAAAUCCUGUAACUCUGUCAUGACAUCAACAUUCCAUGAAACACUAUAACACUGCUAUGAGGUCAGCAUACUUUGAAACACUAAAACACUGCCAUGAGGUCAACAUACCGUGAAACACUAUAACACUGCCAUGAGGUCAACAUACCGUGAUACACUAUAACAAUGCCAUGAGUUCAACAUACCGUGGAACACUAUAUCACUGCCAUGAGGUAAACAUACCGUGAUACACUAUAACACUUCCAUGAGUUCAGCAUACCGUGAAACACUAUAACUCUGCCAUAACAUCAACAUUCCGAAAACACUAUAACACUGGCUUGAGGUCAACAUACCGCGAAGCGCAAUAUCACCGCAGGGAAGUCAACAAGCCAUAGAACACUGUAACGCUGCCAUACCUUUAAACACUAUAACACUGAACAUUCCACAGACCCCCGUGACACUUUUAUGAGGACACUAUAACACUAUGAUGAGGUCAACAUACCUCGGAUCACAGUAACACUGCCGCGAGGUCAUCAUUCUGUACAAUAUCGUAACAUUUCCAUGAAGUUAAUAUGCCGUGGAACACUUUUACACUGCCAUGAGAAGACCGCUCGCUUAGCUCAGUAGGUAAGAGCGUUGGUCUACGGAUCGCGGGGUCGCGAGUUCGAUCCUCGGGCGGGGCGUAUGUUCUCCGUGACUUUUUGAUAAACGACAUUGUGUCUGAAAUCAUUAGUCCUCCACCUCUGAUUCAUGUGGGGAAGUUGGCAGUUACUUGCGGAGAACAGGUUUGUACUGGUAUAGAAUCCAGGAACACUGGUUAGGUUAACUGGCCACCGUUACAUGACUGAAAUACUGUUGAAAAACGGCGUUAAACCCAAAACAAACAAACAAACAAACAAACAAACAAACAAACACAGCCAUGAGAUCAACAUUUCGUGGAAUACUGUAAUACUGCUCAGAAGGAGAAGUCAACCACUGCCCUGAGGUCAAGAUACAGUGAAUCAUUUUAAUUCUGCCAUGAGGUCGGUAUUCCGUGAACACUGCAACACUGUUGUGAGGUCAACAUUCCAUGAAAAACUGUAACACUAUCAUUAGGUCAACAUACCUCAGACCAAAUAUUAGACCUGUUGCACAUUAUAAAAUCGAAAAGAAUAAUAGAAUGCAACAUCUGUUCGACUGAGUACGGUCAUGAAAGGUAAUAAAAACUUCAAUACCCUCACGCCCUCCUAGCACCAGAUUAAGAGGAUGGCAUUGAAUGGACUCCAUAAUUCCAAAGCACCUGAAGUAAUAAUAACACGAAGUAUUGGAAUACUUUAUACGGCGUUAGUUUUGGGAUGUAGGUAAUAGUUACUAUGUAUUUCAUGAAAAUGUUUCCAAGAAGGAUCUUGGUAAAAACAUAUUUCUUUUUUCAAAUGUUAUUAUACAAAGUGGCUUGAAAUAAGUCCAAAACCAAGCUUAAACCGUUGUGUUAUUUCUUUCAUGUAAUUGCUGGGUUACCCCGUCGCAUCACAAAAGUAACUUCCGUACCAUUUCCGAUAUAACAAGUAAGGAUUUUAAUAUUACUUAUAUAUAAAUAUAUCAAAGCGUUAGCAUUCAUAAACCAACCAGAAAAUUAACAAAAAUUACGAUUUGCAUGUGCUUACUGUAAGUCGUUUACACAUCAUGUGAUGUUAGUUCCGGGAACUUUGCAUGUGGGAAUAUAAAGGCGGUAUCUUUCAUAAUUUGUUACGCAUGUGAAGAAGCAGAAUGUAUCCAGUAACGAUGUUUCGUACUCUUACAUUACUGUUUCUUACUUUAACUCAUAAAACACAGUCUUCUCAUGUUUUCCAAUCGGAGAAACGUUUGAAUGGAACGAAAGUUGUGUCAGGAUACAUAUGCGUUUCGGAAGACAUAGACAAUAUUCAAGAGAUACUAGGAAAUAGUAUGAAUUGCUCGUCGGAAGUCUCGAUGGUACAGAAAAAGGACUUUGAAUCAAGUAUAUCUAAUAGGAAAAUAGAUGAUGCGCUGGAAACUGUAAAGAAAGCAAUAUCAGAAGAAAAGCAACAUAUCAGGACUGCUCUAAAUCAAAUGGGGACGGAAAUAGAAGGUAUUCAAAACGCAUUCACGGAUACGGAAAAUAGACUUUUCAAAGAACUUCAUGUUCAUGAUAUUGAUUUCAAGAAAUUGCAGAACGAUGUUGUCUUUCAAGGGGCACAGCUGCAGAAAAUUAAAGAAGAAUUAGAAAUGAAAGAAAAAGCAAUAGAUAUGUACCAGCGGCUUAAUGUUGAGUUAGAGAAGCAAAUUACAUCCUUGAGGAAAAAACUUCAUCAGGAAAAAGACAACUGGGACUUCAAAGUCAAAACACUGGAAAAGAAAUUAGAACUUGUGGCCACACGCCAAUGUUCGGAUAGCUCAUGGACAAGUUUUGGAACAUCAUGUUACCAUGUUGGGAAUGACGCAUUAACCUGGGAGGAAGCAAAAACGAAGUGCGAAUCGUAUGAUGGGAUACUUGCAGAAGUGGAGAAUGACUCUGAAAAUACUUUCUUGAUGGAACUGGCAAAACAGAAAGAUACACGUGGUAAGGGGGCAUGGCUAGGUGCUAGCGACCUGGAAACAGAAGGAUUAUGGAUCUGGAGUUCAAGUAAAAGGCAAAUUUUUGACGUGUUCUCAAAUUUCAAAGGAAAGGAACCAAAUGGAAGGGCCCGCGAAAAUUGUCUUCAUUUAAAAAAAUCGAAAUGGGAAUGGAACGAUGAAAAAUGUCAUAACAAAAUGGGAUAUAUUUGUGAAAGAGGGAAUAUAUAACGAUCUGCGUAUUGUAUUGACGUCAGACUGUUUUCGAACAAUGUAAUUUUUAUGCAACAUUUGAAAACGAAGAAUUAAAACAAUGAUCGUGGUAGCUUAGAUAUGUAAAGUGUAAAAUGUUUGUUUAUUAUAGUGUCACUCCUACUGAAAGGGCUAGCCAAUUUGGCUGAUGAGGCAUCUACAUACAUUGAACAGCAUUACUUCCCGAUCCCUAUUUUUAAUGCCAGGCACCAGGCAGGUAGGCAAUCGGUAAUCCGGGGCAGGUACCUUAUCCAUUAGGUCACCGCAGCUCGACACAAAUUUUGCCAUAAAUUAUUGUAAUGAGUUUGUUUGAUACAAUGAGUUUUCCUUUUUAUUUAUCUCUUUUUAUAGUAUGGAACAUCAAAUUAAUUUCAAAAUAGGUUACGUCCCAUUGUUCACUUAUACGGAUGUCUUUAAAAUUUGACAGGAACGGGAAAACUCGGACAAAGAUAUUAUAUGGAUAUACAAAAUUCUUAAGGGAGACUAAUACUGAAAACAUUCAACAUCCAAACAAACGGUCGAAUACCCUUUCUUUGUCUAACAGGGAGAUGACCGUAAUGAUUAAAGGACUGUUCAAAAGUGAGAACAAUACAGAAAAUGUCGUUUUGAAUUUAAAUAACGUGCAAGUCAGACAUAAGUAGGAACUUCUUUUUGAUUGCGACUAGAUACUAUUUUUUUCCAUUUUAUAUGGUAAUGUUUUCGGAGAGAAAAUCACAGUCCAAGUCAAUUACUUAGAGGAAAGGUAUUGCUAAUGUUUCUGAAGGAAACAUAUUUUAAACACUUGAUAUCACAUCUGUUGCAAUUUACAGGGUUUAAUUUUGAACAAUGUUCAAACGGGAAACUAGCUAGUUAAUGUACCUGCUUGCAUAUGUCUAAGAAAAACUUAGAUUUGGAAAGGAAUUUAUAUAAGCUACUAGCUUUUUUUCCAGUCCAUGCAUUUGAACUGUGAAACUUUGUUGUACAUAUUAUAUGUAUGUUGUUUCAAAAUAAAUAUUAUUUAGACUAAAACCUA
Mercenaria mercenaria is the source of this 6609-nucleotide messenger RNA. RefSeq names its product CD209 antigen-like protein B. Lineage: Eukaryota; Metazoa; Mollusca; Bivalvia; Venerida; Veneridae. Gene Ontology annotation, molecular function: signaling receptor activity. The coding region runs from base 4542 to 5576 and encodes 344 amino acids. The record is from RefSeq and is a predicted model, not a curated record. The transcript has a single exon.